AUGGUAGCAGAUGUUGUCACCUCACGAAUUAACUUUUAUCCGUAUACUGUUCUACCAUCUGCUAGACCUGUAUAUCAGUAUGAUCUCUCAAUACAUAUAUCAAAUCAAGGCUAUAGCCUGGACAACGCAGAUUCUUGUAGGGCCUUGGAGAGGUUUUGCGAGCAACAGGACGCGGCCCUUGGAAAUAAUUUGGAGCACGGCCUUUUUUACUCUCUGAUUAUAGAUUUCCCUAGUAGUGACGCUUGCCCGAUAUCUUCCUUUUACUCCCAGAUUGACCUGGGAUCCAGGCCUAUAACACAUACAGUUGAAUUUCUGUCAACCCAGAAACCGAGGAGGAGAGGUGGGCGAGUAGGGGGCAUGCGAAAUAACAUAGCAGGACCGCCCAUUACUCCCGUUCAAGCUACUGUCAAGGUUACUCGGGUUCGCCAAAUGGAUCCCACGGACUUGAUGUCCAUGAAGAUUCUACUAAAUAUUUUACUUAGACGUACCUUUGAAUCUUCUCUUGGUAUGCUCAAUAUUCGCUCAGGAUUUUACGAUUUGAGGAAUCCAUCUAUACACGCAAUUCAGAUUGAUGGAAGAGGAUACGACAUCUGCUGGAUCCCCGGCUUCCGGCUCACCACGGCGACAUUGCGUGGGAAGCUUGGGCUUCAGAUCCUUCCAGAAACAACAAAGGUUCGUUCCAAAUCCAUGAAUGAGCUUCUUACCGAGAGACGUGGAAACAUCCACCCUAGUGCACUGGCAGUCAUCACUGUGAUGGCUAUGCACAACGGAAAGGUUUUCAGAGUCCACUCUAUAGUUCAGGGGCAGACCAUUGUCUCGCCACUGGCAAACGGCAAUGAAACAGACUAUUUUACCUACUACUCAACUAGGUAUAGAGAUAAGAUUGACUCUGCUGGACUUUCCUUACUGAGACACAACGAUUAUUGUAACUCUGUAAUGCAGCAGGACAAGUUCAUCCUUAAACUCACCCCACUUAAGAGGACUCAAAACGGAAAGGUUGUACGACCUUGUAAUGUACCAUCAUCCCUUUGUAUUAUUAUAAGUGACAAUGAAAUUGCCCCCUACGGUGUCUCCAAGCUCAGCACUAAUAGGGCAGCUGUCGCCUUGAGCACCAUGAGCCCAGAUGCAUUGCUCGAAAAAGCAACAGCGUUUGCUGCGAGACUUGCGGAAGACACAGAGCUGCAGUCUCUUUUGGGAGAUUAUGGAUUCGGCUUCACCAGCAAUCCUCUGGAACUGGAGACAUUUGUCUGCAAGCCCCCCAAGCUCAUGAUGGACAAUACCUCUCGUAUAGUUACCAUUGAAGAUGAUAGUGGGGGUGUCUUUCACAAUCUUCUCCAAUCACCCGGAGUGUCUCCGAUUUACUAUUCCAAUAACAAUCAGCCUGCGACGGGCAUGCCUGUUUGGGCGAUAAUGGUUCCACGGAACUUAGGGAAUGAUUAUGCACGAAGACUUAGGAAAGAACUUACUGAGCGAGUUCGCUCCUUGGCAGGCACUACGGCUCCUAACAUCGGAGACCCGCCACUUAUAGCAGUCGAGCUGAGCAACCAGCGACGUGAGAUGUACAGGGUGGAACCAUAUAAGGACGCCUUCAAAGCGCUACUCAAUAAGCUUAGAUUAGAGUACAAAGAUGCCAGAGAGAGUGAGAUAGUGGCCAAGAUUCAACUUGUUGUGAUCGUUAUUCCAGGACCUAAGCAGGAUCGUGGAGACUUGUACAAAGGUAUCAAGCAAUUCUAUACACAUAUGGGGAUUGUUACCCAGUGCCUUUUGGCCCCAAAGUCAUCUCAAAAUGAGCUGCAGUGGUAUGACCAAGCAGUGCUCAGGAGCGUCUGCCAACAAAUAUAUGCUAAAGCAGGCGGGGCUGUGUGGGCUCCCGUACUCCCCCCGCAGAAUGUAUACUCCAAAUCUACGAUGCUGUGUGCACUUGACAUCUCUCGCCCGAAGAAGACCGUAGGAAGGCCGGCAGAGGUGCCCAUAUCAACCGCAGGAUUUAUAUCUACGUAUGAUGGCUCCUUUGAGUACAUUUACUCUCAAAAGAAGACUCUCGUGCCAAACAGAUUGAAUCAUGGGGGAGAGCUCCAGCAGCAAACUCUUAUGGAGGCCUUCAUUAAGAACUCUUGUAAUGUGUAUCUUGCAUUUAAUAACAGGAUCUUACCAGACCACAUUGUCAUCUUCCGGGAUGGGGUAUCAGACAGCCAAAUCAGCGCCACCUUGGAGGUAGAAAUCAAGUCGUUAUAUGAGUGCUUGCGUCAAAUAUAUCACAAAUCCAACCGUCCCAUGUGUGACCUGAAGGUUAUAGUUGCUCAGAAAACGUGCGCUAUGCGUUUUUCCGCUGUUGGGGGUACUGUUUUACGGUCAGGGUACUAUGUGAUUAACCGUAGCCCGGACAAUAGACAGCAGGGAUCCGAGUUUCUUAUGGCCAGUCAGGCGAUAGUUCACGGAACAACUCCCAAGCCAAUCCGCUACAAGAUCAUAUUUGACUCCAUGGAGGCCUCAGUAGACAACGACUCAUUUAAUCAGCUCAUUGAGCUGACAAAUGCGAUGGCAUACGGGUACGUCAACUGGCCACAAGCAAUAUCUUUGCCACAUGUCCUACAUAUGGCCCAUCACCUUUCUAAAUUCUGCGGGGAGGUUUUAAGAAAUGGGGAUGACUUAUUUGAGUCGUGUGCUAUAUUUGGUCUUCAGUACAGACCAUUCUUCAUAUAA
Messenger RNA from Giardia duodenalis, 2703 nucleotides. Its product is annotated as Argonaute. Gene Ontology annotation, molecular function: nucleic acid binding. The coding region runs from base 1 to 2703 and encodes 900 amino acids. The record is from RefSeq and is a predicted model, not a curated record. NCBI's taxonomy places the organism in Eukaryota, Fornicata, Diplomonadida, Hexamitidae. The transcript has a single exon.